GGCGUGGCCUUCUCUUCAAAGGCGGGGCGGGGCGGGCCAGAGCCCUAAGGCGGCGGAGGCGGCCGGGCCGGGCGGGACCCCCCACGAUGUUCCCGGCAGGCAGCAGCCCUGCCCCGGACCAGGAGCCUCUGCUGGAGGAUGCCGUGCGGAGCGGGUACAGCCUGCAGAAGCCCAGGGACCGCUGGCACGGCGCCUACCUGAUAUUCUUCCUCCUGGGCAUCGGCUCCCUCCUGCCCUGGAAUUUCUUCAUCACGGCCAAGCACUACUGGAGGUACAAGCUGCAGAACUGCUCGGAUGAGCCCGGCCCGGCGGGGCAGGCGGCCUCGGACCUGCGGGACUAUUUUGAGAGCUACAUCUCCAUUGCCUCCACCAUACCCUCAGUGCUGUGCCUGAUUGGAAACUUCUUGCUUGUCAACAAGGUUGCUGCCAGCGUGCGGAUCCUGUCAUCCCUGUUUGUCAUGCUGGCUGUGUUCCUGGUGAUCACCGUGCUGGUCAAGGUGGACACCUCCACCUGGACCACGCCUUUCUUCACCCUCACCGUGGGCUGCGUGGCCGUGGUCAGCAGUGCCUCCACCGUCUUCUCCAGCAGCAUCUUCGGCCUCAGCAGCUGCUUCCCCAUGAGGAACCUGCAGGCCCUGCUCUCAGGCCAGGCCAUGGGUGGCACCAUCAGCGCCGUGGCCUCCGUGAUAGACCUGGCAGCGGCGGCCGACGUCACCGACAGCGCCCUGGCCUAUUUCCUCACUGCCGACAUCUUCAUCGUCAUCUGCAUCGUGGUGUACCUGCUGCUGCCCCGGCUGGAGUACUCCAGGUAUUACCUGAGCAGCCAGAAGGAGAGCCCCUCUCUGGUCACUGUGCCCCCUGACGGCUCCGUGGAGGACCAGGCAGAGCCAGGAGGCCCCAGGAGCUCCUCCUCCUUCCUCACAAGGAGUGCUGGCAUCCCCCCGCUCCGCCCCAUCCUGCACAAGACUGCCCUCCUCGGCUUCUGCCUCUUCUACGUCUUCUUCAUCUCCAUCAUCAUCUUCCCUUCCCUCUCCUCCAACAUCGAGUCAGUCAGCAAAGCCUCGGGCAGCCCCUGGAGCACCAAGUACUUCACGCCCCUCACCUGUUUCCUGCUGUACAACUUUGCUGACUGGUGUGGCAGGCAGGUCACUGCCUGGAUCCAGGUGCCAGGCCCCAAGAGCAAGCUGCUGCCUGCCCUGGUCCUCCUCAGAACCAUCUUCCUCCCUCUCUUCAUCCUCAGCAACUACCAGCCGCGGGCUCACGUCCGGACCGUGCUGUUCGACAGGGACAUCUACCCCGUGCUGUUCACAGCCCUGCUGGGGCUCAGCAACGGCUACCUGGGCACUCUGGUCAUGGUCUAUGGCCCCAAGAUUGUGCCCAAGGAGCUGGCCGAGGCAGCAGGGGUGGUCAUGUCCUUCUACCUGGUACUGGGGCUGGCUCUGGGCUCUGCCUGCGCUGUGUUCGUGGUGCACCUCGUGUAGAGGGGGCAGCCAGGGAGGGGGGAUACCCUCAGCUUGUGGUGCUGCUCUUGGGGGUUUGGGGUUUGGAGGCAGCCUGCCUGUCUGGGCAGGGGGGUAGCUGCAUCCAGGGGGGAUGCAGAGGGAAUAUUUCCCUUCUGGGAAGGGGUAUCUCCUGUGCUUGGGAAGGUUCUGUCAGACACUGUCACUCCCCAGUUAAAUGGAGCAGGGACCAAAACAGCCUCAUCCUCCCCAGGAUGCUCAGGGACACCAUCCCUUACCCGUGUGCCAGUGGCUUUAAACUGAACCCAGGGCUUUUGGGGCCACCUUGGGUCUUGGUGCUGCACUGUUGUGAGUUCAGCCCUUCAGGGGUUGGUGGUCUUAGGGAGGGCUCACCCCUCACUCAGCUGUGAUAGUGGUGUUGAACUAAAAGGGAUUUGAGCCCUGGAGCACCUGCUCACAACUUAGGGAACAAAUAGCAGCUGCCCCAGGGAUUGGGGCACAUUUUUGCACAGAUUUCAUACAAUCAUUGCACAAAAAUAAUUUUUAUAUGUAUAUAAAAGGGAAAAUGGUCCACUUGGAGUUUUUCUUGCUUUAAUUUUUUCCACAUAAAAUUGAACUGAGGGCUCAUCUACCUCCCAGCAUGGUGCCACUAGUGCUGGGGACUAUUCCAUGGGCAAGCUGAGAGGAACAUUGUUCUUGCUGUGACUGUGGUGUGACCCCAAGGCAAGUGAAAUGCUGAGUGGGCCUAACCUGAGUUUUUUAGUGUGUCUUCAGUCUGUGCUCUCUGUGAAAGCCAGGAGGAGGUAGGAGAGAGGCCCUGGUAUGAGGUUCACAGCAGAAAUCUGCCUAAUUCCUGUAGACAGGCACCAUAUGGCCUCCAGAUGUUCUCAAAGGGGUGAGCUACUGUGACACCCAAAAAUAUGGCCCACCCAAAGACAACUGGCUUUUAAAGCCAUUUAAACUCCCAUAUGCCAGCACAGCCUGGACUAAAUCCGAUUGCUGUGUUUAUUUUCUCAAAUGGGCUGGAUUUAUGCUCUGCGAGAGGUGAAGUGAUCUAAAGGCAGAGCUUGGCAGUGCAGUGAUGCUCAGGGGUGCUGGCUGUGGAAAUGGAUUCCUUGGGUUAGGAGCAGGUGCUCCAUUCCUGGGUGCUCUCUCAGCACCUGCUGCCUGCCCAGGGAGAGCUGGAGCUGCUGGAUGUGGGAGAGCAGCAGGAUCCAUGCUGGUCACUGCCCCAGGGCUGAGGUUGGAGUGCUGGGAGCCCCUCCUGGGGCCAGAGCUCCCAUCCCCUCCCUGCUGCUGGAACAAUGCAGCACUUGGUCAAAAAGCCCAACCCAGCCUGGUGCUGGCAACCAGAAAUUCCCUUUGUGGUCUUUGGUGAGCCUGUCUUCACCCCGUGCAUUUCACCCCAGUCCAAGGAACGAUGAGAUUUGGCUUGGUGUUUUACUGCUUUGCAUCUCUGCUCCUCCUUUCCUUGUUACAGCCCAAAUUCCUCUGCAGGGAGAGCUCAACUAUCUGGUACUGUUGCUAAUAAAGAGAAUUCCUGAUCCUGUGCAACUGCUGGUGUCUGGAAUGAUUUCUCUUGGAGGUGCACUGAUGCAUGCAGUUCCAGCUUGCAGUUUUCCUUGUGGCCAUCCCUCUCUCCCAGCUUGGAUUGUGAACUCAGAGAGAUCCCUGACAAGGAGCCCUGAGAUCACUGCCUGGAGAGCAUUCCUGUGGCAGGGGGAGUGAGCAAAAAGGGGAUUUAUCCUCUGGUUUUGGUGGUGUGCAGCUGAGGAAGGUUAAUAAGUGAGGAGGAAAAUCAAUGCA
Molecule: messenger RNA, 3266 nt
Organism: Zonotrichia albicollis (white-throated sparrow)
Lineage: Eukaryota; Metazoa; Chordata; Aves; Passeriformes; Passerellidae
Gene: SLC29A3
Product: solute carrier family 29 member 3
Biological process (GO): nucleoside transmembrane transport
Cellular component (GO): Golgi apparatus; plasma membrane
Molecular function (GO): nucleoside transmembrane transporter activity
Source: RefSeq, a predicted model, not a curated record